CCAGGCCCUUGUUACGGACUCGGAAAUUUCUGAUUAGUUUUUCUCUUUGCCUAUGCCGGUAAAUUAUAUCGUCUCUCUCCGCUGUGUACGCACCUCGGUUUCAGUGAUGCCAAUGAGCUGUGCGAGAGACCGAUAUGUUUGGAUCCGCGUUCAUGAAUGCCAGUUCGCCUGUACACGAUCCUGCCACCGGGCUGCAGUUACUCUAACCACGUCGGAGCGCAGCAAGUUCGCGGAGCGCCAAGCAGCUCAGGAUGAUGCUGCCAUUUUUUCCAUUCAGGAAAAUCAGGCGAAAUUGGAAAUGGCUUUUCAUCGGAACCCUGCUGAUAAUUGUGACCUUUUCAGCAUAUUUGGAAUUUGCUGCUCCAAGGGUGCGGAGCAGCUCCGAUGACGCUCACCAGAAGGUCCAGGUUCUCUGCUUAAACCAAGCCAUAAAAUCCAGUUUGACUGGAGAGCUUCACAGAGACAGUAGCUCCAAAGACUACAGCAAGGACAACACCUGGACAUCCAAAUACAUCUCCCAGCCCUGGAAGCCUGAGUACAAAGGCCAGGUAAAUCUCCAUGUCUUCGAGGACUGGUGUGGUGGCUCCAUUGCAAAACUCAGAGCCAACCUACAUUAUCCCCUGUAUGCUCAUUCUCGUAGCACGUUGAAGAAACUCGCUGUGUCCCCCAUGUGGAUUAACUAUGGCCUCAGGAUCUUCGGUUAUAUCCACCCUUACGCUGACGGGGAGUUUCUUUUUGCCGUGGCAUCUAAUGAUAACUGUGAACUCUGGCUUAGCAUGGAUGAAAGUCCAGACAACCUGCAGAUCUGUGCCUUCGUUGGCAAGUCUGGAAAGGAGUGGACUGCACCGGGGGAAUAUAUGAAAUAUUCUAGUCAGAUAUCUCAGCCACUCCUACUGCAGCAGCAGAAGAGGUAUUACUUUGAACUGAUCCACAAGCAGAAUGCUGAAGGAACAGACCAUGUGGAGGUUACAUGGCGACUCAAUAAAGCUGGAACGAAGUUUGAAAUAAUUGAUUCUGAAUCCCUCUCUCUUUAUACUAAUGAGUCUUUGCUCAAGAUGAAUGAUGUCAGUCACAUUCCUCAGACGGCUGCCAGCCAUGUUGUUCUGCCAGGGGCGACUGGCCCAUACCCUGCCCACGGUGCAGAAAUGUUGAAAGAAGACUCACGGGACACCUUUUACCAGAUUCCCCUGCUGGACGGUACAUAUUUGCUGGGUGUGUUACCAGAAUGUGCCUAUAAACCCAGUUACAUCAUAAAAGACUUCCCUUUGCUUCGCUAUCAGGGCCUGCAGUUCGUACGCCUCUCGUACAUUUACCCUAAUGACUAUACUCGCCUCACUCACAUGGAGAGUGACAACACAUGUUUCUACCAGAUGAGAGGCCUCUACCUGCAGAGAUAUGGCUUCUUGAGAUACAUGACGCUGGACCUGCCAGAGAAUGAUGUGGCUCUCCGAUACAGAGGUGCCGACAGGGUGGGGUGGAAGGAGAACCAGGUGUGGCUAUACUACGAAAGGAUGGGUCAAGAAGAGGAUGAGGAGGCGAUGGGCACCAGAGGUCAGCCGGGCUACGCGGAGUACUACAACGACUACAUGAUGCAGGAGCCAAGGAGACUUCUCUCUUCCUCCCAGACCACAGGGAAGUCGAGGAGCAGGAGAAGGAGAAAGUUGCAGGAGAAAGUUACAGGACUGGAGCUGGAGAGUAAACCUCUAACUCCCACGGCCGAACUGCCAGCUGGCAACUUCAGAGAGAUGCAGGGCAUCGCAGGCAAAUCGGCAGACUCUGCUGGCACUUUGGACAGGGUGAAAAGGGAACCGGUUGUCUCAGCAGAGCUGGGUCACUUUACAAACCGCACAGUCCAUGGGGACCUGAGGAAAAAGGAUAAGAUGAAGAACCUGCCGGCGCUUAGUGAUUCCCGAGAUAAGCCAAAUGCGGUGGACAUGCGGGAUGCGACUAAACUCAGGGCUGCUGAUUCGGAAGUAUCAGUCAGGGGCAGAGGUACGCAUCUGGGCCUUGAGAAUGGAUUAAACGAGAAGCUGUUUUUAAGGGGACACGAUUUGCCCAAAGUCGACCAUAGUUAUAGGAGGCAUGUCAUUCCUCCACCCAUAGAGAAAAAUAACUAUGCUUGGAAGGAAGAAGAAGGACCCAAAAAGGAGCAAGAGACCGAGAUGGAUAAAGACAUAGAUGAAAGAAAGUGGAGACUAAGCAAAGAUAAGGGAGAAGACGAUACCAUCGACCAGUGGGCACACUACGAAGAAUCUGAUGCUGACGAGGACGUUGGCUGGGUUGCAGUCGACCCAGAGGUGAACUGGGCUCAGACGUUCAAGGUCAGCCACCAUGAUUUUCAGACUCUGCGAUCUGAUUGGAUAGACUUAAACUGUAACGUGUCUGGGAAUCUGCUCAUCGAAGAAACAGAAGCAAUAGCCGUGGUGGAGGCUUUCAUGAAGAAACUCAACCAGAAAUACCCAAAAAAGUUCACUCUCCAGCGUAUAGUAAAUGUUGAGAAGCGGGCUGACAUAAUCCGAGGCAGUCGCUAUCUGCUGGAGCUGGACCUGCUGUACAAGGCGCACCGUCGACUGCGCCUGGCUCACUACAUCUACGUGUUAGACAAGACCUUUGUGAAGAGACCGAUCCUGUCACCCCCUGAGUCUAGCCAUAAAGGCUCAAUGCUUCUCUGCAGCCCACGAGGCUUCCAGUGGAACCCUGGAGCUACUGUUCACUUCAUAGUGCCAGUUAAGAACCAAGCUCGCUGGGUGCAACAGUUCAUUGUGGAUAUGGAGGAGCUCUACCAAGUCACAGGAGAUGAGAACUUCAACAUAAUCCUCGCUGACUACUCCAGCACAGACAUGGACAUAGAGCAAGCCUUGAAAAAAUCUCAUCUACCAAAAUCUCAGUAUAUCAGAUUGCAUGGAAACUUUCAGCGAUCAGCAGGUCUGCAGGCUGGAAUAGACCUCAUCUCAGACGAGCACAGCAUUUUGUUUCUGUGUGACCUGCAUCUCCGUUUUCCUCGGGGCUUUAUUGACACCGUGAGGAGACACUGUGUGGAGAGACACAUGGCCUUCGCUCCCAUAGUGAUGAGGCUGAACUGUGGCGCAACACCUCAGGAGCCUGACGGUUACUGGGAAGUCAAUGGCUUUGGUUUGCUGGGCAUUUAUAAGUCUGACCUGGAUUCUAUUGGUGGCAUGAACACUAGAGAGUUCACUGACCGUUGGGGAGGAGAAGACUGGGAACUACUGGACAGAAUCCUGCAGGCAGGCCUGGAGGUGGAGCGGAUAUACAUAAGGAACUUUUUCCAUCACUACCACUCUAAACGUGGCAUGUGGAACCGGAAGACAAUCCGCAGCAAGUAACUAUGACAACUCCACAUCUGCAAGACGACAGUCACAGUGUCACUUUAAUCAGCCUUUGCUCUCUUUGCGUGCUAUGACUGGCUGACUGCUCCUCCUGAGAGUGAACCACGGGGCAUUCCAGAGGCUUGAUUGGCUGAUGCCGUCCGUCACUCGUACAGUGCUGGUUGUUAUGUGCUGUGCUUCUAAAAAAUCAAAAACUGAAAGCAAAAGAAACAUGUAGGAACUAAACCUUUCAGGAGGGUGCUACUGGUAAGCAGUUAGACUCAGGACAGAGUGCUCUUAAAUCUAAGUGCAUCUAAACUUUUCAUUUUUAAAUAUUUAAACUUUUAAAGCCUUACUCAUUGUCGUUAGUGCCAAGAGAAUAUGUUUCAUGCGAAAGUGUAUUUAUUGUAGUAUACUAGUGCUUCUCUGUAGGUCUCGCACAGUGACAUUUGUUCUGUUUGAAGUUCUGUACAGAAGCUCUCUGGGGUUGAGUGGCUUAGAAGUCCAACCAAAGAGGUGUAUGAUCCUUACAUGCCUUUAUCCCUGCAGACCUUAAUGCAAGUCACAUGCAAGUGUUUUCUACUGGUAUUUUGUGUGUGUCGAUUUAACACUGUAUGGAGGAAAUGGGGUUUAAACAGUGUCUUAAUUACAACAAGGGGAUUUUCACAUUCCAGGAGGGCCCGACUACUGUUUCAGACAUGCUUCACUGUGCAGAUAUGCCCAUAUACUUCAAUCAACACUUGGUUUUUCUGCCUCAUUAACACUGUUUUUAUGCAGCUCUGCAGAUAUGGGUUGUAAAACGGGUUGUUUUAUGUCUCUGAUCAUUACGUUGCAAAUGGAUUUAUCUGUACCAUGAAACGUGCAGCUGCUGUAUAACUUGACUCAGGAAAAUUGGAGUACGCGAUCUUGACUCAAAAAGGCUUUUAAUUAUUUGCCUAAAGAGGCAAAUUAAAAUGAAUGAAUGCUGUGGGCUACACAGAGUGUAGAAAGACAGCAGGAGCAAUAUUUAGCCACUGUGUCACUUGAGAAGGGCUUGGUUUUUAAUGAGGACUGUUUCUCUAUAAGGAAGCUGAAAAUGCACACCAAGAGAAACAAAUGCAUUGAAAAAAAUAAUUGAGAUGGUGAAUGUAAAUUAUGAAUUUAUUCAGGGUGGUGGUUUGUGGGUUUAGCCAUUUUUCAAUACUUUCCCAAAUAAUAUCUGGAUAGGACAGGUUCUGUCAGCAGAUCCUGACCAGGAGAGUAAAGCCCUGAUAUGUUCUCUUGGCCCUUGAAUUCAAACCCUGUCUUAGGUUGUAUAAUCACUGGAUACUCACAGAUUGUCCUCACAUUUGACAGGGUGGACAUUUUUAAAAUAAAAACAUUUAAAAAUAGGGACAGAGAAUCAGAGGGGUAAAAGAUGACUGACUGACAAAGUGUCCAGAAGUGUGCAGUGAUUGUAUACUAUAUCCACCUAUAAGAUAGGUGUACUUUUUAAAUUUAUUUUUUUUAUUGAGGAGUCAAAGAAAUUGAGACGAAUGACUACAAGGCAGCAAACAAUAACAAUGAACGUCAUCGAUAGCCCUAAAUAAAGGGGAAUAACAAUCAGUAACAAUUAUCAAAAGCCCUGAUUUUCAGACCUCCUUAAUUUUUUUUUUCCAUAAAAUAGCUAGGUGUACUUAAUAAGGUUCUUGUGAAUAUAAGUACAAGGUUUGUUUCUAAUAUAGUGCCUAGAAAGUGUACAAAAGUAAUUUUUUUAGAGAUCUGAUGUCAUUUGCAAAAACAAUAAUAAAUGAAACCUC
Messenger RNA from Electrophorus electricus (electric eel), 5104 nucleotides. It is a transcript of the gene b4galnt3b, whose product is annotated as beta-1,4-N-acetyl-galactosaminyl transferase 3b. Lineage: Eukaryota; Metazoa; Chordata; Actinopteri; Gymnotiformes; Gymnotidae. Gene Ontology annotation, cellular component: Golgi cisterna membrane. Gene Ontology annotation, molecular function: acetylgalactosaminyltransferase activity. The record is from RefSeq and is a predicted model, not a curated record.